Messenger RNA from Aspergillus luchuensis, 465 nucleotides. Its product is annotated as DUF1761 domain-containing protein. The transcript is spliced from 3 exons. Bases 1 to 465 code for a protein of 154 amino acids. Lineage: Eukaryota; Fungi; Ascomycota; Eurotiomycetes; Eurotiales; Aspergillaceae. The record is from RefSeq and is a predicted model, not a curated record.
AUGACAACCUUGAACUAUCUCCCUUCAGUCAAGCCCUCCGCAAUUGCGGCAGGUGCUCUUUUCACCCACACUGCUUCCCUCGGCAUUCUCGCGCCCGUAUUCGGCGAUACCUAUCAUCGUGCCCAAGCAGCCAAUUCCAAGGAAGAGUUCCUCAAAUCUAAAGAGGCUGCCGGUGCAGUAGCAGCCUGGGGUACCUCCUUGGUUGGAAGCUCAGUCCAAACAUACGGAGUAGCAGCUCUGAUCAACGCCACGGGUACUUUGAGCUACAAGGGAGCGGCUUAUCUUGGGAGCUUGAUCUUCAUGGCCAGCGCAGCCCCCGGUGUUGUGAGCCAGGUCUUUGCCGAAAAGAGACCCCUUGACACUGUUGCCGUAGGUGCAGUCAGCAGGUUGUUUGAAACAGUGGGACUCAGCCUCUUCCUUACUUGGUGGGGUACCCGCACGAAUCCAUUUUCUAGCAGCUAUUAA